Pecten maximus is the source of this 1137-nucleotide messenger RNA. RefSeq lists its product as uncharacterized. NCBI's taxonomy places the organism in Eukaryota, Metazoa, Mollusca, Bivalvia, Pectinida, Pectinidae. The transcript is spliced from 6 exons. The record is from RefSeq and is a predicted model, not a curated record. Bases 278 to 1051 code for a protein of 257 amino acids.
AUGUCUGUUGCCUUAUUCCCAUUGUAGCAAAGAUCUGCACAAUGAAAUAUUCUGAAAUACGAAACACCUCAGGUCUAGUGCACAAACAUUUGAACCCGACGGCACUACGUACGUUGUGUGCUACAAUGUGGACUCAAGUUCACUACAUUUUGGACUCCAUUACAUAACCAGGCCACCCAGAACAGUGUAGACCGAGGCUAUAAUAGAGUUUGACGAGACGGUUGGUGCAUAGACCUUCCUGGUUAAUUUAACUGGACAGGUCUAUACAAUCAACAACAUGUCUCAGGUGUUUGUGACGUUGGUGAUUCUGUUUUAUAGUGUUAUUGACUACACAUCGGCUGAUGCCAAAUAUCUGCAAAUUCUUAACAAUGCUUCCUGCUCUCAAGGGAUUGAUGUCCUUAAUGAGUAUAGAUACUACCAGUUAAAUUGGGACGGUGGUGUACUGUCCCCUCACUGUAAACUCGGUUUCAACUUGGAUAGCUCCAUAUCGUCAGACACUCAUGAUAAAGUCUGCGUGGACACAUACACAUACCAAAUCACAGAAUGCCAUUUCACACUGAAGUAUUAUUCAUACAGAAAACGUGACACAAUCCAGGAAUACAGCUGCAGAUCCUCCGAACCGCCCAGGUUUUGUGCUGAAGAAGGAGACACGUUGUGGAUAGAAAUGUCCACUUCGGUUCCAUCCGACUCUUCUUUUCAGCUGAGAGUAAGGGCAGUAAAUACUUACACUUAUAAGGCGGAAAUGAACAAGAUUACCCUAUACAGUAUAAUUGGUGGAAUGUCCCUCUCGUUUGCCUGCCUUUUAUGUACCAUAAUCGCCGUUGUGCGUAAGAAGUACAAACAUUUCCGACUCUCCAGGAUUACAUUUAAUGAAUACAUGGCACAACAUGCCUCUUCCUCAAGUGGUAACCGUAACCAGGGAAACGUCAACACUGAUGAAGAUCUCAAUCAACCUGACGUAACCAUCAAACCUCCACAAUAUUCGGAGAAGGCAGACCAGUACAGCCCGCCUCCCUACCCUGGACUUAACGACAAUGUAACACAAGAGUGAAGUGUACAGGAUACAUUUCUUUUAAGUGUCUACAUAAAAUAUAUCACUGAGUAACCAAAAGAAUAAAACUAAUAUUUUUUUUUAUA